CAAAAAUUUACAUAAAUAACAUAAAAUCAAAUGAGUUUUUGUAACUUAAAAUUUAUGUGCAGAGUGCUGAGUGACUGUGAGUCUUUGCUUUUUAUCGUGCACGUAUCGAAUAACAACUAAACAUCAAAAACUAAUGCUAAACAACAUGCAACACAAUUAAAGUGACACACACACACACAAGCAGCAUAAUGUGGCAUGCAACAUUAAACUGUGAGCAUAGCUCCAAUUCAAAUUCAAUUGGAAACUCUUGCUGCUGCCCAAGACUGCAGCCAACUGGCGCAGCCUCCAGAGCUAGAGCUGCAGCUAUUGUUCCUUUGGAUUGCAACACAUUCCUGCGUCUUUGUUGCCUGUUGCUGCUGCUGCUGGGUCUGACGCUGGCGGCGCCACAAAGCAGCUGCAUACUCUGUGAUAAAGAGGAUCUGCGUCCUAGAGAGCCAACCAUAAGCAAUAGCUAUGAGGAGUUUACAUUCGAUCAUCAAGUGUCGCGCCAGGAGGCUAUAGCAGCGCUAAAAAAGUUUAAUGACUCUGCUUAUUUUAGCACACAGAUUGCUUGCAAUUCGCGAAAAUGCAGCGCAGAUGUGAUUAGAUAUUGUUUGGGCUCGCAGUUUAUAAACGAUCAUUGCUGGUGCGAGCUGCAGCAUCGAGAAGAGGGAUUACCUUAUGUGCCCCAUAUAUGCUAUGUGGGUGAAAAGGUCUAUAAACCUUCAAUUGGCUCUUGCUACCAGUUCGAGGAGAUUAAGGAAUGCUGCUGUGCAUCCGCUUUGGCCAAAGAGUGGCGACACAUUUCGGGAGCUACAUGGAAUAUACCAAAAAUCGCACUUACGACAACGCUAACUAUGCUUAGUCUACUGCACUGGCGAACCAGUUGGCAUAAACGUUAAAGCUGUUGCCACAAAUCCUCCACAUAUAGUCAUAGUUUAAUAGAGCAGGCCCGCCAUUGAUAAGUGUACUUAGUUCAAAGUGUCCAAAAACGCAAAUCAAAACAUAGUCGCUAAGCUUUAUGUGUAUGUAUAUAUGUAUAUGUAUAUUUAAGCGUU
Molecule: messenger RNA, 1037 nt
Organism: Drosophila busckii
Lineage: Eukaryota; Metazoa; Arthropoda; Insecta; Diptera; Drosophilidae
Exons: 5
Coding region: 189-881 (230 amino acids)
Source: RefSeq, a predicted model, not a curated record